CCCCGCCCCGCGGUCACGUGGGCGCCAGGCCCCGCCCACCCCCUGCGCGUCCUGCGGACCCGACUGCGGCGGCGCCAGCAGACCCCGAGCUGCGGCGCGCGGGAUGCCCCCUCCCGUGAAGGCGCUGGGUAAGGCCGGGUCCCCAGGCUGCGGCAUGGCGGGCUGCUGCGCCCCCGCGGCCCUGCAGAGGCGCCUGCCCAUCCUGGCCUGGCUGCCCGACUACUCGCUGCAGUGGCUGAAGAUGGACUUCAUCGCCGGCCUCUCGGUCGGGCUCACGGUGGUUCCGCAGGCGCUGGCCUAUGCCGAGGUGGCCGGGCUCCCACCCCAGUAUGGCCUCUACUCUGCCUUCAUGGGGUGCUUUGUGUACUUCUUCCUGGGCACCUCCCGGGACGUGACCCUGGGCCCCACGGCCAUCAUGUCCCUGCUGGUCUCCUUCUACACCUUCCAUGAGCCCGCCUACGCCGUGCUGCUGGCCUUCCUGUCGGGGUGCAUCCAGCUGGCCAUGGGGUUCCUGCGCUUGGGGUUCCUGCUGGACUUCGUUUCCUGUCCCGUCAUCAAAGGCUUCACCUCCGCUGCUGCCAUCACCAUAGGUUUUGGACAGAUCAAGAACCUUCUGGGACUGCAGGACAUCCCCAGGCAGUUCUUCUUGCAAGUGUAUUACACCUUCCUCAGCAUCGGAGAGACCAGGGUGGGGGAUGCCAUCCUGGGCCUGGUCUGCAUGGUGCUGCUGCUGGUGCUGAAGCUGAUGCGGGACCACGUGCCCCCCGUCCACCCCGAGAUGCCCCCCGGCGUGCGCCUCAGCCACGGGCUGGUGUGGAUCGCAACCACAGCUCGGAACGCCCUGGUGGUCUCGUUUGCCGCCCUGGUCGCCUACUCCUUCGAAGUGACUGGAUACCAGCCUUUUGUCCUCACUGGGGAGACAGCCGAGGGGCUCCCUCCGGUGCGGAUCCCUCCUUUCUCAGUGACCACCACCAAUGGGACCGUCUCCUUCACCGAGAUGGUGCAGGACAUGGGGGCCGGGCUGGCCGUGGUGCCCCUGAUGGGCCUCCUGGAGAGCAUCGCGGUGGCCAAAGCCUUCGCUUCUCAAAAUAAUUACCGCAUCGACGCCAACCAGGAGCUGCUGGCCCUCGGCCUCACCAACGUGCUGGGCUCCCUGGUCUCGUCCUACCCCGUCACAGGCAGCUUUGGCCGGACGGCCGUGAACGCCCAGUCAGGAGUGUGCACCCCGGCAGGGGGGCUAGUGACAGGCGUCCUGGUGCUGCUCUCGCUGGACUACCUGACCUCGCUCUUCUACUACAUUCCCAAGUCCGCGCUGGCCGCCGUCAUCAUCAUGGCCGUGGUGCCCCUGUUCGAUGCCAAGAUCUUCAGGACGCUCUGGCGCGUCAAGAGGCUCGACCUGCUGCCCCUCGGCGUGACCUUCCUGCUGUGCUUCUGGGAGGUUCAGUACGGCAUCCUGGCGGGGACCCUGGUGUCGGCGCUGAUUCUUCUGCACUCCGUGGCCAGGCCCACGACCCAGGUGACCGAGGGGCCCAUUCUCAUCCUGCAGCCGGCCAGCGGCCUGCACUUCCCAGCGGCCGAGACCCUCCGUGAGGCCCUCAGCCGGGCCCUGGAAGCGAGCCCCCCGCGCUGCGCCGUGCUGGACUGCACCCACGUCUGCAGCGUCGACUACACGGUGGUGCUGGGGCUCGGGGAGCUUCUGGAGGAUUUCUGCAAGCAGGGCGUGGGUCUCGCCUUCGUGGGCCUGCAGGUACCUGUGCUCCGUGUCCUGCUGUCUGCCGACCUGAAGGGGUUCCAGCAUUUCUCGUCCCUCGAGGAAGCAGAGAAGUACCUGAGGCAGGAACCGGGCACCCAGCCCUACAACGUCACCGACGACUCGGUGCCGGAGCACAAGAUCGCCCUGCUGAAGGCCUAGUGGGGUGUCCGAUGGCGCCCCGCAUUCGGAGAGUCUCCCGGAAGGUUCUUGUGACUGGAGGUGAACGCUGGCUGCUGCCCGAGGGAUCUGAGACAGGCUCGAGGAGGGGCCCCGGGGGCAGGAAGGAUGCCUUGCAGGGAGCUCCUUGGGAGUCCCCGGCUUCGUGUAGGGUGAUGGAAAACUGGCCUUCCCGCUGUCCCCGGGGUGCCCUUUGUUGAGGGGUGGUCUGCAGAGCUUCUGGAGUGGUGGACCACCCGGCAGGGGAGGGGAGGGCCCCCAGCUGGUUGAGCAGAGCAGCCCUUGCGUUGCGGUUGCAGCCAGGCAGGGGAGCCCGAGAGCGUGGCGAGGGAGCGGGCGCCUCCGGUGCGAUCUGUUCUCAGUUGCCAGCAUCUGCGCUGUUGGAGAAGACCAAGGUGUGCCAAACGACUUCGAGUCUCUGUUUAAAAUUAAUUUUUGUGUGUGUGAUUUUAAUAGCUUUGGUGUUUUUGUAAAAAUCAUUAAUGCUUAUUGUAAAAAAUUAUGGGAACCCCUCCCCCCUCAUUUUGGUGAUUUUUCCAGAACCCCUCCCCACUUGGUAUUUGUAUGUACGUACGUAGCGUGUGGACAUACGUGUACGGUUUUACAUACGUGGGAUCAUUUCAUUUGUGGUGCUGUGGAACCCCCUUUUCAGGCAGUCGUUUGUACUGAGUAUUUAUUGUGAUAAUAAAUAGAGAACAUAUGAUGGUAAA
Molecule: messenger RNA, 2640 nt
Organism: Choloepus didactylus (southern two-toed sloth)
Lineage: Eukaryota; Metazoa; Chordata; Mammalia; Pilosa; Megalonychidae
Gene: SLC26A11
Product: solute carrier family 26 member 11
Exons: 17
Coding region: 104-1912 (602 amino acids)
Biological process (GO): transmembrane transport
Cellular component (GO): membrane
Molecular function (GO): secondary active sulfate transmembrane transporter activity
Source: RefSeq, a predicted model, not a curated record